AGCCGGGUGUGAACAGGCUGGGCCGCCCUUGUGCGGAGGUGGGUGCGAGCAGAAGGAAUUGCCCCUGUGCCCAAGUGCGCCUAACAGCAUUGCCUACCUGUGGCUACCUUAUGUUGCGUGAGCGACAGCGAAAUUGAUAAUGCGCCUGGUGUGUUUAGUAUAUGUGGUGUGGAACACCUGACAAAGAGUCCAAGAAAAAAGGUCUGAGCUUUGAGGAGAAGAGAGUUCGCAUGAUGGAGAUCUUUUUUGAAACAAAAGAUGUGUUCCAGUUGAAGGAUAUAGAGAAGAUUGCUCCAAAAGAAAAAGGGAUUACCUCGAUGUCAGUGAAAGAGAUUCUGCAAAGCUUAGUUGAUGAUGGCAUGGUGGACACUGAUAGAAUUGGAACUUCUAAUUAUUUCUGGGCUUUUCCAAGUAAAGCUCUUCAUGCCAGGAAGCGUAAAUUGGAAGAGUUGGAGUCUCAGUUUGCUGAAAGCAGUCAGAAAAAAGAGGCUUUACAAAAAAGCAUUGAGAAAUCAAAAAUUGGCCGUGAAGAUACUGCAGAACGUGCAGCCCUAAUAGAGGAACUUGCUGCCCUUCGGCAGAAAAAAGAGCAGCUGAAGUCAGAAAUAGACAAAUACAGAGAAUGUGAUCCAGAUGUCGUUGAAGAAAUGCGCCAAACAAACAAAGUAGCCAAGGAGGCAGCCAAUAGAUGGACAGAUAACAUCUUUUCAAUAAAGUCCUGGGCCAAACGUAAAUUUGGAUUUGAAGAGAGCAGAAUUGACAAAAGUUUUGGAAUCCCAGAAGACUUGGAUUACAUUGAUUAACGUUCAGCAGUUUAUGGCUGACACAGUUGUACAUAGUUUGUUAAAUAUUCUCAGUUGGCAUUUAAAUGUGUGUCUGAUUCCUCUCCAAACAACUGACCACCCUUUA
This is a messenger RNA of Grus americana (Whooping crane), 909 nucleotides long. RefSeq names its product meiotic nuclear divisions 1 (gene MND1). Gene Ontology annotation, molecular function: double-stranded DNA binding. Lineage: Eukaryota; Metazoa; Chordata; Aves; Gruiformes; Gruidae. Gene Ontology annotation, cellular component: nucleus. The coding region runs from base 162 to 803 and encodes 213 amino acids. Gene Ontology annotation, biological process: reciprocal meiotic recombination. The transcript has 8 exons. The record is from RefSeq and is a predicted model, not a curated record.